CGCGGUGUCGGACGAGAACGGAUGCCUGCGAGUCAGUCACUGGCCCAACACCUUGUUCUCGACCACGUCUUCUGUCUCACGGUCUAGGACCACUCGGUCACCACCGUCGACUCAAUGUCAGGUCUACUUUGCCAUCGUUGAUGUACUAAGAGGUCGAGCCAAAGAAGCAAGCUUGAUACAGUAUAGCAUGCCGUCGCGUGUGGGGGGCAGUGAGUGCUUUGUUCUCCACUCUUAUCCUGAAUAUUGAUCAGAGGCAAUAUGUUUGCCGCUCGGGACAGCAGCCCCGUUUAUCAGCCGUCGCACAGCCCGCGUUCAGGAUUAGCAUCGCACGUCGGCGGCCGAAUCGCACCGUAUGCCCGAGGUGUCGCAAAUAAGGAAUACGACCUCUCUGCAUUCGCCGGUUCCUGGAUCCCCCGCAGUUGCUUCUGGAUACGAGCCGCAAAGACCCGAAGAAAUCGUGUAGCGCAGCUCUGGAUCAGGAACAUCUUCUCUUGGUUGCUGUCCCCGCAGCUGCGGCCGUGCGGGGAGAUAUGCGAGAAACGGGCGGUGACGUUGGCGUUCGAUAGUCGGACGUACGACGGUAGGCAUCGUACGGUUCCUACUGGACGCUUGCCGUGACUGGCUACGCCCUAUGCCACCUCGGGCAACGUGUCACCAUCGCGCGCGAGUGGUGGGAACAGCCCGGCCGCACCGGACACGUUGUUUCAGGGUGGCCUCCUCGCGAGAAGGGCCGCAACCACGGUGUAUUGGGAACUGUCACUGCCCAUGACAGGGUCUUGUUGGCUCGCGCAUCCGGGCUUCGAUUCCUGUCGGCGACAGCAUUGACGGGGUGGACGAACAAUAUCCGGAUGGACGCGAUGCCGCGCGCGAGGCGCCUUGCGAGUCGCAGCGUGGAUCGACCUCUCACGACAUAGCGAUGCGAGCGGUGGGUUCGCAGUCUUGGAUGGUAAAUGAUUGAUUUGCUAUUGCAUUGGCCAGAGUGGUCCGGGAUCCAUCGGAACAUGGCCCUGGAAUCCAGGCUGAGAGGGCAUGCGACUCCGGCGAGAAGGUGCGAGGCGCCCAGCAGGAGUUCGAAAUCGCGCUAUCGAUAGAGCCCAGUCCGCGGCGCGCGGCCAACGGUCUGCACAGCAUCGCUGUCUUCCCAUAACGCGUGACAGGCGUACUGUAACGCUGCCGGCCGCCUGAGCAUCGAAAUCCCGGCGCGAUACACGGAUUGGAAAAAUUGCACUGACAAGCUAUCAUAGGAGGCGAACCGGAGCACGAGCAGGAACCAGGAGAUGGGGCGCAGUGGAGGACGCGGCGGGGGGCUGAUCUGGGCCCCGGCGACCGCUGCUGACGCGGGCUGUGACGGCAUGCAGCAAAGGAUGAGAACGUGCGAGCCCCGCCGGCGCUCUGACUCAUCUCUAUCCGUCUCCAUUUCGAUUUGGUAACCUUGCCUGCAACUAUAAAUCCUCGCAGCAACCAAGCCCACUCGUGUCCCCCCUUGCCCGCACUCUUUGCUCGCUUGUCUCGCUGCAGCUUUUGCACGCCCCCCACGUGCAUUCGACUUGCUCGCCGAUCCUCCUUGAACUGGUUGGCCCCCUUCCCUGAACGGUUCACAUUCACCUCCUCCGCAUCCUACACGAAACGCAAUGGCGUCCACUGCAAGCUCUAGCUCAAACUUGAUCCAGUUCCCCAAGCUUCCUGCCGUUUCAUCGUCUCCGUGGGACAGCACCGCAGACAAGCUGUUCCCCCCUCAGCCGCAGCCCUCUCGCGCGGGGCGCACGCUCAAGCAGAGCAGGUCUACGGAGAGCCUCACCCAACGCAAAGAUCGCGUGGAGUUUCUGCGGCGGAGAGAGUGGACACGCAGGAUCGCAGCUAGCGGUGAUCAGCCCGUUUUGCCAACCGUGAGUUCCCCGUUGCCCGCUUCUUCCCUUCUCCGUUCCCAAGCGACCCUUCCCUGCCCCUGGGCCGCGUUUCCUGUCCAACCCGCGCGAUGCAGAGACGCUGACGCUCGUGCCGCUUCCACACAACAGAGACGCGAACGCACGUACUCCUGGGAGGACAUCGUCGCCGCGGCCGACGCGGCCGCAAGCACGUUCGACUACAACUCGUCCGGAUACACCGGCCGGCCGGAUACCAUCAACGAGACCGACGAGGACGAGGAGCCGUACGUGAUCUACACCGCGAGCCCCCGCGCAUCAUACUCCUCGUCGUCCCCGACCCUGUUCUCCCUCUCGGCUCCCUCUGCUUACACGGCUUAUACCCCACAUACCCCGGGCGCAACCGUCAUCUACUCGACGUCCUCCCCGUCGCACUCGCCGACACUCUCGCCCUUAUCUUCGCCGGCCGCUGCCGUGCCUUCGAUAGGCCUCGGCGGGCCGCACCAUGUCCGGCGGGCGUCUUGGCGGGGGCCGCACUCGCGGCACUCGUCGCUCUCAUCGAUAUCGGAGGAAGACGAGGGGUUGGUGCGCUUCUGACCUCUGAUCGCCGGAACGUUCUUGCAACCAUCAUCGUCUGCCACCACGAUGCCCGUGGCUGGCGCCGUUAUCUUGGAAAUCUACGCAUGCGUGCGUAUGAUGCGCUGACUCGAGCUGAGCCAAGGCCGAAGUGGUGUCCACGCAUGCACCGUAUACCGCCCGCGUGGGGGAUGGCCGUGUGUUUGCUCGCGCGAGGCAAUGUACAUACUUAUACCAUACCCAUUGGCGAACACAGCUACGAUAUUUAGCCUAGUUGUACGAUAGGAGAGCAAAAAUCGCUUCUCGCGCCGGCGCUGCGAGCCACAACUCAUGCUCCCACCUUAAACAAUUGAUGGACGAUGCCUCGCUACUCCUUGCCUAAUUUGUAGCUGUAUCUCUAUAAUCUUGUUUUCUUGGCCUGCUGUACCAUCGCAAUAUCACCCCCUCGCG
Dichomitus squalens LYAD-421 SS1 is the source of this 2888-nucleotide messenger RNA. RefSeq lists its product as uncharacterized. The record is from RefSeq and is a predicted model, not a curated record. Lineage: Eukaryota; Fungi; Basidiomycota; Agaricomycetes; Polyporales; Polyporaceae. The coding region runs from base 1632 to 2459 and encodes 275 amino acids. The transcript is spliced from 2 exons.